Brienomyrus brachyistius is the source of this 6787-nucleotide messenger RNA. RefSeq names its product potassium channel, voltage gated eag related subfamily H, member 7 (gene kcnh7a). Gene Ontology annotation, biological process: membrane repolarization during action potential; potassium ion transmembrane transport. The coding region runs from base 492 to 4061 and encodes 1189 amino acids. Lineage: Eukaryota; Metazoa; Chordata; Actinopteri; Osteoglossiformes; Mormyridae. The transcript has 17 exons. The record is from RefSeq and is a predicted model, not a curated record. Gene Ontology annotation, cellular component: membrane. Gene Ontology annotation, molecular function: inward rectifier potassium channel activity.
GUGUGUGUAGAGCAGCGAAUCAGCAAUAUCCACAAGCUGAUCCCUCUCUCUUUUUACUCCGGGAUACACAUCUUGUUCCCCAGGCUCCAGGUACCGGAGCUGAGAGCGAUAAAGCCACCGGGUAACGUCACUCCCCUCCAGUCUUCCAUUCGCCACCGCCAGCCACAUCGCUCCGGAGGACAGCCGCACCGCAUCCAUUUUCAGCGCUAUUUGAAAUGUUUAUCCAACUAAAUCCUACCGCAUCUUUUUCCCCGAUUCCUUUUUUUGGUGUCGGCGAGGUGUUUCUACAAGGCGAGGUUUUUCACCCUGGAAAGAGAGUAUUUGAAUAGCUUAGAAGAAGAAGAAAAAAGGUCGCAGAAAGUAGAAGAUUGCGUGCGGCGAGGAUGAAUAGUGACAAAGGGGUGAUCGCUAGGCUACAGCUAUUGUAACUUACGAACGGGAUCGCGGCGAUAGCGUGUUUACAUUGGGACAAGGGAAGAUAUUUUUUAAUCAUGCCUGUUCGCCGAGGUCAUGUUGCGCCACAAAACACGUUUCUGGGCAUCAUAAUACGGAAAUUCGAGGGGCAGAAUAAGAAGUUUAUAAUAGCCAAUGCCAGAGCUCAGAACUGUGCGAUCAUCUACUGCAAUGAUGGCUUUUGUGAGAUGACCGGCUUCUCCAGACCGGACGUGAUGCAGAAGCCGUGCACCUGCGACUUCCUCCACGGCGAGCUGACCAAGAGGCACGCUGUCGCCCAGGUGGCUCAGGCCCUGCUGGGCUCUGAGGAGAGGAAGGUGGAAAUCACCUACCACCGCAAAGAUGGAUCUGACUUCCUUUGUACCACCCACAUCAUCCCCGUGAAGAAUGAGGAAGGGGCGGUGAUGAUGUUCAUCCUAAACUUUGACUACGUGCUCGACGACGGGAGCAGUGACCAGCUGGAGCAGCUGAACCAGCCAUCGCCAGGGCGACGUGAACUCAGAAAGUCAAGGUUUUUCGGAUUCCGGCUCCCCGCCUUGAGACUUUUGGGCGUCAGCAAGCAGUCGCUUCCUCAGGAGGACCCCGACAGCGUCACCAUCGACUCCCCGAAGCUCAGCGAUGAUGUCGACGUCACACAGGACCUUAAAUCUCCCACCAAGGAGAGCUGCUGCAUCUCCGACCCCGAUGAUACCCGAGCCCUCAUUGCCUCGGGACAGCUCCCCCUUGCUGUUAACGAGUCUGGUCCCCUGGACCACUCCUCUCCAAAAUGGCAGUGGGACAGGCUGUACCUUGAACAGCCCCCAUCUCCCCUGUGCCUGGGACGCUCCUCUUCGCGUCAGAGCAUGUGUAGCUUGAGAAGGGCCUCCUCCGUCCAGGACAUGGAAGGGUUCAGCUCCAACUCGAAGAGCACAUUCAGAGACCGGCACGCCAGCGAAGACAACGGUCGCAAUAUCAAAGUGUCCCGUUCCUGGAUGGCAGGGGGUCCAUUCAGCCAUAUAAAGUCCAGUCUCUUGGGUUCCACCUCUGACUCCAACCUGAACAAGUACAGCACCAUCAACAAAAUCCCUCUGAUCGCCCUGAACUUCUCGGAAACGAACAACGACAAGAAGACCGUCUCUCCCCCGUCCUCCGAAAAGACCAUCAUCGCCCCAAAGGUCAAGGAUAGAACGCACAAUGUCACAGAGAAAGUCACACAGGUGCUCUCAUUAGGAGCAGACGUGUUGCCCGAGUACAAACUGCAGACCCCACGCAUCGACAAGUUCACCAUACUCCACUACAGCCCCUUCAAGGCCGUGUGGGAUUGGCUGAUCCUGCUGCUGGUCAUCUACACCGCCAUCUUCACGCCCUACUCCGCCGCCUUCCUCCUCAAUGACCGGGAGGAGCAGAAGCGGCGCGAGUGCGGCUACUCCUGCAACCCGCUGAACGUGGUGGACCUCAUGGUGGACAUCAUGUUCAUCAUAGACAUCCUGAUCAACUUCCGCACCACCUACGUCAACCUCAACGACGAGGUGGUGAGCCACCCGGGGAAGAUCGCCAUCCACUACUUCAAGGGCUGGUUCCUGAUCGACAUGGUGGCUGCCAUCCCAUUCGACCUGCUCAUUUUUGGAUCUGGGUCAGAGGAAACCACCACGCUCAUCGGACUGCUGAAGACGGCCAGGCUUCUGCGCUUGGUGCGAGUGGCCAGGAAGCUGGAUCGCUACUCGGAGUACGGAGCGGCAGUGCUGAUGCUGCUGAUGUGCAUCUUCGCCCUCAUUGCCCACUGGCUGGCCUGCAUCUGGUACGCCAUCGGCAAUGUGGAGAAGCCGUACCUGAAGCACAAGAUUGGCUGGCUGGACAACUUGGGCGUGUCCAUUGGGAAGCGCUACAACUACAGUGACCCCAACUCCGGACCCUCCAUCAAGGACAAAUAUGUCACGGCCCUCUACUUCACCUUCAGCAGUCUCACCAGCGUUGGGUUUGGGAAUGUCUCCCCUAACACCAACUCAGAGAAGGUCUUCUCCAUAUGCGUCAUGUUAAUUGGCUCCCUCAUGUACGCCAGCAUCUUCGGGAACGUGUCGGCCAUCAUCCAGCGUCUCUACUCUGGCACGGCCAGGUACCACCUGCAGAUGCUUCGCGUCAAGGAAUUCAUCCGCUUCCACCAGAUCCCCAACCCCCUGCGCCAGCGACUGGAGGAGUACUUCCAGCACGCCUGGACCUACACCAACGGCAUCGACAUGAAUAUGGAGGUCCUUAAAGGAUUCCCUGAGUGCCUGCAGGCAGAUAUCUGCCUUCAUCUGAACCAGAACCUGCUGACACACUGCAAAGCCUUCCGGGGCGCCACCAAGGGCUGCCUGCGGGCCCUGGCCAUGCGCUUCAAGACCACCCACUGCCCGCCUGGCGACACCUUGGUGCACGGCGGCGAUGUCCUCACUGCACUCUACUUCCUGUCCCGGGGCUCCAUUGAGAUUCUGAAGGACGACAUCGUGGUGGCCAUAUUGGGGAAGAAUGACAUCUUUGGGGAAAUGAUCCAUCUGUAUGCCAAACCUGGGAAGUCCAACGCUGAUGUCAGAGCCUUGAGUUACUGCGACCUGCACACAGUCCAGCGGGAGGAACUCCUGGAGGUUCUUGACAUGUAUCCUGAGUUUGCUGACCACUUCUUAACUAAUCUGGAGCUCACCUUCAACCUUAGGGAUGAUCCUGCAAAGACGCAUUAUUCUCAGGCUAGUGACUCGGAUGUAGAAGACACUAAAUAUAAAAGAAAGAUUUCCUUCAGGCGGAAGUUGUCGCACGGGGGAGAAGACAAGGAGGCGGACAAGCUGAUAUGCUCCUCCUUGAGGCAGGAGGCGGGGAGCAGGAGGGUGUCCACAGUGGAGCCGCUCCCUGUCUGCUCUGGGAUACAGGGUUACCCCUUGGUGCAGGAUCACAGUGUGGGACUCGCCGAUGUCCCGGCCAAAGAGUGUACAGAGAGGAGUCAGCCGUACAAAGGAGAUUCACACGGUGAUCGCUGGGCCUUCGAGAAGCCAAAGGAGUUUCCAGACGAGUCCUCGAAGUCGCAGGAUGCACAGGGCCUGCUUCCGGAGACUGACAGCGAGAUCACCUACGCGGAGGUGGAGCAGCGGCUAGACCUGCUUCAGGAACACCUAAACAGGUUGGAGUCCCAGAUGACAUCAGAUAUCCAGAGCAUCCUACAGCUCCUACAACGGCAGUCCACCUCAGGACCCCCUGCCUACAGUACAGUUACUGCCAGCCCUGAGUACCACCGGCCCGCCCUCAGGGUCCAGCCCGUCUCUGCCAUCAGCACUGACCAUAGAUUCAUAGCCGCCUCAUCGCCGAGUCCCGAGUUCCUUGACCUCAAACGGUCCCACCAGAAAUCCAAAGAAUGCUUAUUAAGCUUGAUCCAUAAGGACAGGGCCUCAGAACAGAACCUGCCGUCCCUGCUGGAGCAGGCUGUGUACUCGGAGCACAGAAACGAUCAGAACCAGAACCAAACAGCCUCUCUCAACCAGCACAAGUCCAAAUCGCUCCAGCUUCCAGCCCAUGAGACCUCGGUGGGAGAUUCGGCCCUCAGUGACACCAGAAUGGUGGGACUCCGCAGACCAGUCUCCGACCCUAGUCUUCCCGCUAGUUAGCUUCUCUAUGUGUGUAGACCCUCCUGUGUGUCUUUCUGCAUAACAAAUUGAAGUUUGACUCAGGGUAGAGAAAUCUACUGUACUGUCAUAUGCAAAGGAACAGAGUGAUUUUUUUUAGAUUUCUUAAAUGGUGGUUCGCCAUUGAAAUGUAAAAAAAAAAGUGUAUGUAUAUAAAAUUAUAUUUAUGAUGUACAUACAUUUACGAUGCAACACUGCCAUCAACACAAUGGACCUUGUCCAGGAAAGAAAUGCAUGUUUGAAAGUUUUUUUCUCUUGCAUGAUGUACAUAUUUAAGACUGGCUAUCAGAUUUGAAAUCUGCAUGUCUUUUUUGCACUGAAUAUUAAGUUACUGAAAUACAUUUUCAUCAGUAUGCACUUCUUUUUGAUGAAACUAUAAAUAUAUUACUUAAACUAUGAAUUGCAUUAGAGUUGCAUUAAAAAUACAUAUUUAGCCAAUUUAGGCUCCUAAAGACCGUUGCAAUAUUGUGCCUAAGCCUGGACACAUACACUUAUGUUAAGCUUGCUAAAGGGUCAUUAAAUAUGUAGCUGCAAAUUACCGUCUUUACGCCACAUUCCACAGUAUAAAAUCAGUAAAUGUGAAUUGCUGCGUGUUUGAUGAAUCAGUAGCGACAGGAGACACUGACAUCACGUUUUUUGUUCUUUUGUAAACAAAAAAAAAAAAAUAAGCAUGUUAACUAAGAUAUCCGUCAGGUUAUAUGCGAGACUGCACCUUUGUCCGGGGUCUACAAGAGCAAUAAUAUCGAUUAUUCUUCUUCACGGGAAUUAACUGGGGAAAAGACCCCAAGAAUUUCAGACAACGAGGCAUUUUUCUUUUCUUUCUCUUGUGGACAUUUGCCAAAAAUAAGAAAAUAGAUUCCUUUUUUUUACUGGUGGAGUUAAAAAAUGAAUAGCAGGAUAAUCACUGAUGUCAAGAUUAGGUUAAUACUUGGAAAAUAGCACUUCAGAUUUUGCAUAAUCAUUUUUUUUCAUGUAUUGUUAUAUGGAAAAAAAAACAUUCCACAUGUGUCACUCUACCUUUUUGACAGGGAAUUUCCUGCACUCUGCAGUAUGUUAUUUAGUCUGAAAUGAUGUCAUGGCUUGCCUGUUUUAGAACGUCUGCAUCAUACUUGUGCUGAUAUUUGUGGGCAAAGUGAGGAUGUACUGACGCCCUGUAAAAUACACUUUGAGAUAUUUUUUUCUCACUUCCACUUCCCUUUGAGAGGGUGAAAGACGUCAGAAUUGGAAUUUUAGUAUACUGUUUAUACAUUUAGGAAAUCCUAAAGUAAUGUAAAACAAUGAACUAUAUGCAGAACAUUUUUGACAAAGAUAUGGUUUUUUGAGCCUUUCUGAUUGUCCUUGAAGACCGCCGUGAUGUGCUAUAUAAACACGCAUGUCAUCCAACCACAUAGCAGUUGCACUGCAGACAUACAUUUGAAUAUAUUUUAACAUAUAAAUAUAUGUACCAUAAGUGCUCUUGUCAUCCUGGACUUAGUAGAUAUAUCAUGAGAGUUAUCGUACAUAUAUUUAUACCUUUCUCCAGUACAUUACUUUGUUUUGUAUUUUUCCCUGCUGUUUUAUCACAUUGAUAAUGCUAUUGUUAUAUACUGACUUGGUAUUAUUGAUAGUCGCGUGUCCUUGCCUUCUUUGUCCUAUAGGGGGCAUGAUGUCCUCAGCCUUUAACACCACCCAUGGUACUUUGGGUUGGCAGUUUUUGUCCAUCUCAAGGUUAACAGCAGUUUUGAAAUUCACUGUCUGAAAUGGACAUCAUGCGGUGAAUUUUUCAAACGCAAAAGAAUUUGAAACAAGAAAAACAGACAGACUGUAACUACUGCCACAUGGUACUUCCUUUAAGCAGCCCAACUCAUUUACACUCUCACAGAGGACAGGAGGAGAGUGUCUCAUUUCUAGAAAUUACCUGAAUGUAAUGGCUGAACAAUCCAUAUAAAAGUCUCAUUAUAUUCACAUUACCGUAGCAGAAAAUGCCCAGAAUGGCUUGCGUCAUAGUCGCGGGGGCAUGCAAAGUCUGAAUCUGCUUGGUACAACGGCAGUUCACUUCGGUCAGAGUCCUACAGGCAUGACAAUUUAAACCAAGUUAUUUUGAUACGUCAUUUUAUAGUGACAAGGACCUCCUAAAUUCCUCACCUGUAUUUCUGCCAUCAUUGUUAAUUGAACUGAUAUUUUCAGCCGUCAUUUAUUGAAAAUGUAUGAUGGUACAUAAAGUUGUAUAUAAAUUUGAAGCUGGAAGUAUUUUAAAAAAUAUCUAAACUUCGAUAUUAAGAACAUUCUACAUGAAAUAUCAGUAUGGGUCUGGUACCUGCACUAUUUAUAUGUAUUAAGCUAUGCAGUGUUUGCCUAUUCGGUCCUCGGGGACUGUCUGGCAGGCAGCUGGGAGGGAGCAAAAAUGUCGACCCAGUCUGGGCCCCCGAGGACCGUUUUGGGAAACAUUGAGCGGUAGUGUUGUGAUUUUAAUACGCUUUUGGGAAUGGCUACUUAGAUCUGCAAGCAACGUUUGGUAUUUUAAAACAUUGAAUGAAAAGGAAUUGAAAUUUUUACUGAAACUAUUAUAUUUGCAAGGUUUUGCACAUGGGUUAAACAAACUUGUGCUAAGAAAAAAUGUCUUUGCUUUUAAAAACUAGUAUGUUUAAAAUUGUUUUUAUGCAUUUUUAAAAUUUCCACUGUAUAUUUUAUAAAAUGCACACUUUACAGCUGAUAUGAAUGUUUCUGUU